This is a messenger RNA of Linum tenue, 465 nucleotides long. Lineage: Eukaryota; Viridiplantae; Streptophyta; Magnoliopsida; Malpighiales; Linaceae. The record is from the annotation of a GenBank genome assembly.
AUGCUGUCAACCUCCACCUUUCAUCAUCAUCAUCAUCCAUUGCUGCCAGCUCUAUCUUCAUCACCCGGCCGCCGGCGGAGAUCCUCAGCUGUUCUCGCUUCCUUAAGCGGCGGCGGCGGCCGAGCGGAGAACGAGGGGAGGAGAGCGGUGGACGAGAGCUUGGUGGUGCUAAGGAUGCGGAUCAAGGAGUUGAAGGCGGCGGAGAGGUGCGACCACCCGCCGUCCCACUGGAUGGAAUGGGAGAAGCGCUACGCCGCCCACAACGCCUACGGCUCCGACGUCUGCGACGCCGUGGGCUUGCUCCAGAACCGCCUGAUGGACUCCAGGCCCAGCCUGGCGCUGGGAGCGGCGGUGGUCGUGCUGCUGAGCUUGCUAUUCUCCGCCGGGGUUGUUCUGGUCUGCGGCGUCGAGAUUGUCAGGCGAUUCCUCGGUUGCGUCUCCUGGCUGUUCUUCCUCAAUUUAUAA